UGAUAAAUUUAUAGGCUAAGGCUCGGAUAGGAAAGAGAACAGGAAGACGUGUAGACUGCUUUUCAACGAAACGAGAGUUUCAAGUCUAAUUUAAUGCAUAUCAUAAUCAUGGAAAAUAUGAAUCCACUAUUUGAACACAUACAUACUGUAUACUCCAUAUAGGAGUCAAAAUCAAGUCCUUAAUUCAGAUGUUUUAAGGUUUCUAUUUGCUCCUAUUUCGGCUGUAACCGGAUAUGACAGGAAAAGACGAUCGACGAAUACGUCUCUAUAAAUUUGACAUACGAAUUAAAACAUACUCAUAACACUGUAGCAAUUGUUUAUCUUUUCUCUUGGAUCAAUAAUCAGUGUCAUUUUCGAGUUGAAUUUAUACUAAAGAUGCCACACAUCUCUGAACGAUUAGCUUUUCUGUAGACCCGGGAAAAAAAACCCGGUAAAAAAGGUAACGCUUUAAAAAAUGAAGGUGCCGUGAUAGAAGCGAUUCAGCAGAUACGUGGAUCAGGAAGCAAAUUAAAUCUUUCAACACUCAAUAGUCAUAUCACCUCGAAUUCCACCUUACGGCACCCUCGGCUUCUUUAGCAAGGAUGCACAGGGGCACAACUCUGGUUCAGUGAUUGCAGUUUCACAAUCACGCACAGCUCCUAUUACCGAUGCGCAUGUUGUACACGAUGAAAAAAAGGGCAUUUAGGCAAAUGCGCUAUUUAGGCUUAUAUAAUUGAAGAUUCCUCAACAGGUGAUACAAAAAUUGACUAACAUUAUCCGGGCCAGCUCCGGACAACCACAUUCAAAGCCCGUGACCGACUAGAGCAGAUUGAAGAUGACCCACAACAAAACUGCCUGGAUUUAGUACAAAAUGGGAAGGAUAGGUCUUAUUGCCAGAAGCCUUGAAAUGAACACAGUGGAUGUCGUGAAGGCAGUAACAGAUGUCUAAACAAUACAGCUCCAUCUCCUUUGCAUCUGGGCUGAACAACAGGUCCAGUCUACAACAGGGAGAAGGAAAUUCACAAAACAUCCUGUGCCUGCACCUGAUAACAGGACCUUCCGAGAUAACUUUUCCCACAGUUUUCACAGCUCCAGUCGUUGAUCUAUGCUCUUCAGAAUCAGAUGUAAUGCAGAGAGAGUAAGAGAAACAGCAGGACUGUCUGAGCAAAAAGUUGGCAAAAUAAAAAAAGCAUGUCUCACAGUGUCUACGGGAAGAUGUGGGUGGCUGCUCAGGGGGCACUGCAGGAUUUGCUGGAGGAGGAGCUGCCUGCUGACCCGCCACGCCCUCAGAAAGACCGUCUCCUCGUCUUCCAGACGCUGGCCACCUUCUAUGUCAAGUACCUGCAGGUCCUGCGCGGUCUGGAAGCCGUCUACGACCAGAUCGUCCACCCUCAGAAGCGGCGAGUGGUGCGGCACGUGCUGGACGGGGUCAUGGGCCGCCUGCUGGAGCUGAAGAACGAGAUGGUGGAGCUGGAGUUCUCCGAGUUCCACUACUAUGAUGACAUCCUGCAGGACCUCAAGCUGACCCCAGAGGACCUGGAGGUGCCCGUACCCAGAUACUUUGUGAGUGAAAGGCUGCGAGUGCUGAAAGACCGCGAGAGGAUCCUCGGCCAGAUUCUGAUGAAAGCCGGACAUUUCGAACGGGAAACGAAGGCCCCAGCACGGUCCAUGUCGCUGGAGGAGGCGGCCCGCUUAGUGCAGGUGUCGGAACGCGCGCGGCAGGGCCGGCUGAGGGCCAGGUUCAUGAGGGAGAUCCGGCAGGAGGAGGAGAAGGAGCGGCUGGCCAAGACGCGCGGAGCCAGCUCCCUGGAUCCUCAUGAAGCAGCCACCCGCAUUCAGAAGGUCUGGCUGGGCUAUAGUCAGAGGAAGAAAACAAAAAAGGAACGAUUAGAGGAGAUGAUAUUCCUAGGAAUGAUACCCCCUCCCCAGCAGCAGAAGCUCAGUGCAGCCCAACUGCGGGUGCGACAGGUGGAGAGCGCCCGCCGGCUGGUGCAGGAGGAGCACGAGGCACAGUACCAGGAGGCACUGAGCAGUAUCAAGGAGGCUGUGAGGGAUGUUGAGGGGCCUGAUGUUAAGGAGACUCUACAGGAGCACAUCCGGCAGUGGUUCAUUGAGUGCCGAGAUGCCACUGGGAAGUUUCCUGACUUCCCUGACGCUGAAGAUGGAGGAUCGGCUGCAAUAUUUGCUGAGAAAACACCAGAACAGGUGGCAGCAGAGUUGGCAGCGAAAGAGGAAGAGAAGGACAAGAAAAAUAAAAGCAAAGGGAAGAAAGACAAAAAGUCUGGAAAGAAGGAGAAGGGGAAAACGAAAGACAAGAAGGGAAAGUCGAAAGGGAAGAAAGGCAAAGGAGAUGCAGAGGAGGAAGAGGAAGGUUGGAAAAUGGCCCCUAGCAACUUCCUCCCCACAAUGACAGAAGGAAGCAAAACAUACAGAGAGGUGUGGGAGAACAGAGACGAGAAGCACAACUUCUCCCAGCGCUUUGAUGCCCAGCUGGUGAGGGAGGAGAAGAGGGUAGAGGUCGAGGAGGAAAUCCGCAUACAGGUGGACGAGCUGAUGAGACAGGAGCUGAAGAACUUAAAGUUAGCUGUGGACCGGGAGAAAGGGAAGAAGAAGAAAGGAAAAAAAGGAAGCAAGAAGAAGAAAAAAGGGAAAAAGGGUGGCAAAAAGAAGAAAAAGAAGGAGAGGGACCUGACAGCGGACAGAACCAUUGAAUCGCUGUAUGAGGAGCUGGUUGAGGCGGGGUUGCUUGUCAGGCCCUUGAACGUCAGACUGUCUGAUUAUAUUGGAGAAUACAGUUACCUGGGCACCACGCUCCGCCAGGCAGAUAUUGAACCUAUGCCAUCUCUGUCUGACGUCAGGCAGCUGAUUGCCCUGUAUGGAAUCCUGCCACUUGGAUCCCAGGCUGUCCACGAGAAAGCGCCUUUGCUGAAGACACUGCUGCUGGCCGGCCCUGCUGGGGUGGGCAAGAGAAUGCUAGUCCACGCCCUCUGCACUGAAACUGGCGCCAACCUCUUCAACCUUUCUCCGGGCAACCUCGCUGGGAAAUACCCAGGCAGGAGCGGCCUGCAGAUGAUACUACACAUGGUGUUCAAGGUGGCUCGUCAGCUGCAGCCCUCAGUGGUAUGGAUUGGAGAUGCUGAGAAAACUUUUUACAAAAAAGUUCCGAAACCUGAGAAAGAGAUGGAACCCAAGCGGCUGAAGAAAGACCUCCCAAAAAUCCUGAAGUCCAUCAAGCCUGAAGACCGCGUGCUCAUUGUGGGCACAACGCAUCGGCCUUACGAAGCCGAUCUCAAGCCUUUCUGUAAAGUCUACAAGAAAAUUGUCCUCAUCCCCCGGCCAGACUACGCAUCCAGGCUAGUGCUGUGGAGACACGUGAUCCAGGAGCACGGGGGCCAGCUGACCAACAGCCUGGACCUCAGCUCCCUGGCCAAGGUGACUGAUGGCUACACCCAGGGCCACAUCCUGCAGGCGGUGCGGGCCGUGCUGGACAAGCGGCGCCUGCAGCAGCUGGGCAAGAGGCCACUGGCGGCCCUGGAGUUUGUAGCCCCCCUGGCCAGGCAGGACCCGGUCUACAAGGAGGAAGAGGAGACCUUCAAGGUGUGGUACGCUAAAACGCCGCUGGGAAGGAAGAGAGCAAAAGCGGCGAGAGGCGCUGAGGAGGAAGGACAGACCAAGAAAGGGAAGGGCAAAGGAAAAGGGAAAAAAGGAAAGAAGAAAAAGAAGAAGAAAUAGCCCUGGGUGGCCAGCUCACAGUGAGUCAUGACAGGAGAACACUCAGCUCUCUGCUGCUACAGGAUCGUUUGUUUUGUUUUUUAUUUGAAACUAAUGUAUUUUGAUUAGGUUUUUAUCAUAGUAAUAUUUUUUUUCAGUGGGAGUAUGAAUAAGUUCCUUAUUUCUUCACCACUUUGAGGUAAACAUCUGAUUUACAAAUUAAAAUAUUGUGUACGGAGGAUUGCAGCUUAGAAUUCUUUAAUGGAAAAAACUAUGCUGAAAUAAGUUUUUUUUAGAGGAAAAAAAGGUUAAGGGUGCAUUUCAGCUGAACACAUUUCUGCCCUCUGUGGGAUAAAAUGAUAAAAUGAAUGCUGCAGGACUUCCGUCCACUAAUACAAGGCUGUAGGCAUGAAUUCUCAAGUCCUCAAAUAAGAACAUUUCCACAGACACAAUACGGAAAGCAAUUAAAAAUGCAACAAAUCCAAACAUAUGCUCAAAAAUUAGUUCCUAAUAUGCACUAAAAAUUAGUGUUGCGUUUUAAUGCCUUUCUGUUUAUUAUCUAACAGUUUUCUUUGUAUUGCAAAUCACACACUUAUAAAUGUAUUUGCUGAUGCCCAAAAUGUCUUUUGCAUAGUCUCUAAAAUAAGUUCUAAAACCUUGCAUUCUAAAGGACUUAUUUUGUUGCAGUCAGCUGUGUCUCAUAAUAUUGUAGUAGGAUUACUUUCCCUCAUUCCAGAAACUGAUACCAAGUGCAAACUUGUAAAUGUUUAUUGAACAUCCUUUCUUAUUUGCAUUUCAUUAAUUUGUUCCAAAACUUUAUUAAUCUCUUUAUUUAAUCUCCAAAGCCAAUUAUCUGUAAUAAAAUUAUUCUAAAACACA
Messenger RNA from Lepisosteus oculatus (spotted gar), 4569 nucleotides. Lineage: Eukaryota; Metazoa; Chordata; Actinopteri; Semionotiformes; Lepisosteidae. The record is from RefSeq and is a predicted model, not a curated record.